This is a messenger RNA of Cavia porcellus (domestic guinea pig), 13499 nucleotides long. RefSeq names its product intermembrane lipid transfer protein VPS13C. Gene Ontology annotation, cellular component: extrinsic component of membrane. The record is from RefSeq and is a predicted model, not a curated record. Gene Ontology annotation, biological process: protein retention in Golgi apparatus; protein targeting to vacuole; mitochondrion organization. NCBI's taxonomy places the organism in Eukaryota, Metazoa, Chordata, Mammalia, Rodentia, Caviidae.
AUGCCCGCAGCCCCACUCCCGGGACGUCGCCGCCUCCCUACUUCGAGAAGGCUGGGUGGCACGUGCACGCUGACAAGGCCACUCCGGGAACGCGCGGGCGCAAAAUCGCCGCUCAGGGCACCAGGGUGCUUGCAGUUUACGUGUAUUUGGGGGUCCACUUCUCCAGCACGGCCCCCGCACCCUGCUGUCUUUAAUUGUGUCCUUGACAGCCACGCUCCAGCUCACUUCCCUCUCCACUUUGGAAAUAACCUAGGGUUCGCGUUCACCACCAGCGUCAGCGAUUCUGACCCAACUUCCUUUCCCCAAAUCACCCUGGCUCUUUCGCCCGCAGCAGCAGGAACGCAAGUUUCCCAGGUGCCCCUUGAAGCCCCAACUUCUGGCAACGCCGCCCUCCCCGCGCCUUCUCCAGCUGGCAUCGCGCAGAGAGCCCGGCAUGCAGUCGCCCCGGCCAGGCCCUUACCUGGGUGCGCGACCCGGGGCGCCCCCUCCCGCCUUGCGAUGAACCCCGCAAGCCCGUCGCCUGGACGCUUUGCGCGCACCGCGCUCGGCCGGGAGGCGGCGGGGAGGGGGCGUGUUCCCGGGCCUCGCAAUGUGGGCGCUACGUCCCAGCGGGACAGGGCCAGCGGGGACAACCGGCGCUGGGUCCUGGAUCCAGACUCGCGGCCACGCAGGGCUGCGCGGCACGCGACGCGCGGCAGCCGCGCGCGCGCCCUGGCUGGAAUCGCAGCCACAGCGCCGAAAUCGGCGCGCAAACUUUCCCGGCGACGACCGCUCCCGCCCGCGCCGGCCGACUCCUCGCUGACUCUGCCCGCGCCGCCCCGCGGGGCUUCACGCCCACCGGGAACAUGGCGCCCUCGGCCGCGCACCUCGGAGGCCCCCGCAGGCCCCGGCUCGGGCCCCUCAGCCCCCCGCGGGCGCGGAACCACAGCUCGUGCAGCCAGGGGAGGCGAGGCCCGCGGGCAGCCGACGCUACUCGCGUCGCCAGGGGCAGCCUGGGAGGAGAGGGCUGCGUGGGGACGGCGGUCCGAGCCCCGACGGAGCAGCGGCCCCGUGCGCGGCGGGAGACUCGUGCGCAAAGUGGCGCUGGAGUGGCGGCGCCAGCGCUGGAAUGAAGCCGCUCCGCCCUCGCCAACUCUGGGCGCGGGGCCCGCCCGGCAGGGUCGAGGGGACGCUCUGCGCCCGGCGCUGCUCCGCAGAGCCCGGUUCCCGGCCGGAAGCCCGGCGGGAGCCCCCGGCCAGCCCCGCUGCCCGCGACCAGGAAUGCGCUCCGGGCGCCGGCGGGGAGCGAGCCCGUGCCAGGCGCGGCGCCCGGGGCGAGCGCGGCGUGAGACACACAUGUGUGCAGGGACAGGUGCACUCGUGCCCGUGUGUCUUUAUUUUCCUGCAGAAAGCCCGCCUAGAACACGAGCCCAGGACGCCCGAGGAGUUGUUUUCUACAUUGACACCGCGCACGAAAUGCAAAAGGGAGGCAGAAAAACCACCCACAUUUUCCUUCUGGAGAGGAGGGAAAAGACGAGCGAAAUUCAUGCAGCUUGCGCGCAGCUGGAGAGAGAGGGAAACCCGAGCGAGGCGUGCGCCUUACCGGGGGAUGCAUUUACUGUCUCAUUGCAGAGUGUCUGCCAGGGUGCAGCCCGCGUCCACCCGCCCCCCCCCCCGCGCGCGCCCGGACGCCGCUCAGCUCCUCAGCCGCUACCGCCGCCGCCGGCUCCGGGCUCGGAACUAGAGCCGAGGGCGAGCGCGCGCGCACGGCCCCGAGCGCCGGGGGCGCAGGAAACGCGUCAUCAUUCGGGGACCGCGCGCCGCGGUGGGCUCGGCGCCGCUUGGUCGCUGGGUCGGCUGCGCCGCUGCUCUGGGGUCUUCCAGGCCUCAUGGCCCGCCGCUGUGGAAAGCGGCUGGGGGCGCGGACGAGCGCGGCUCCGCAAGGCGCCUCUGAGGAAGAGGGGUUCGAGUCCCGAUCCACUCGAGCUCCCGGGGCGCGGGCCGGACCUCGCUGGGACUGAGGAAGCGGCCGGUGAACCGGUGGCAGCGGGGCUGUGCUGUGCUGAGUUAAAAGUGGCCUGCAUCCCGCCUGCCCUUUGUCGCGCUCUUUGCCCCUUCGGUUUACCGGCUUCAGGAGCGACGCGAGGUGAAGGUUACAAGGGAACAAGGAGUCUAAUGACGCGCGUCCCAUUUAAAGCAUCAGGAGGACUUCCUUAUCAUGUGAGGAUUUCAGACCAGAAGAUGAAAGAUGUGCUGUGUUUGAUUAACAGUGUACCUUUGCCACAGAAAUCAUCAACUCAAUCUCCAGAGAGACAGGUAUCGUCAGUUCCUGUUGCUUCAAGUGGGACAAAAGUUCUCCUUGGUACUUCAUUAUUGCUGAGUGAAAUGGAUGCAGAGUCUGACGAUGAGUAUUUCGACGCUGAAGACGGUGCCUCCCAGGUGCCUAGAGGUGCGCCAGGCUCCGAACCCCGAAAGGCUGCGGAGGUUCCGAACGAGGCCCUCGUUAAUCUUCUGCUCAAGUUUGAAGUUAAAGAAGUAAUUUUGGAAUUUACUAAACAACAGAAAGAAGAAGAUACAAUUCUAGUAUUUAAUGUUACUCAGUUAGGAACAGAGGCCACAGUGAGAACUUUCAACCUAACUGUGGUGUCUUAUUUAAAGAAGAUCAGCUUGGAUUACCAUGAAAUUCAAGGAUCAAGAAAAAAGCCCCUUCACUUGAUUAGCUUUUCUGACAAACCUGGGUCAGAUCUUUUAAAAGUAGAGUACAUUAAGGCUGAUAAGAGUGGACCUAGUUUUCAAACCACUUUUGAAAAAACUGAACAGACAUUUAAGGUGGCCUUUUCCUCUUUGAACUUGUUGCUGCAAACCCAAGCUCUUCUCUCUUCUAUUAACUACCUGACAACCAUCCUUCCCUCAGAUGGCCUUGGAGUUAAUAUAGAAAAGUCUUGAAUAGAAUUUAUAUUAUCUGAAUUGUAUUGUGAAAUAACUCUUAUUUUCUUUUUAGUGAUUGUAUCCUUUAAAGACAGUGAUGUUAUUGGCUUCAGAUUGUUUGCCAAGUUAAAUGCUUUCUGUGUCACCAUUUGCAAUAAGAAGAGCAGUAUUGCUGAAAUCAGGAUACAAGGCCUCGACUCUUCUCUUUCUCUUCAGUCAAGGAAGCAGUCACUUUUUGCCAGACUGGAAAAUAUUAUUGUUACAGACGUUGAUCCUAAGACAGUUCAUAAAAAAGCUGUGUCAAUAAUGGGAAAUGAAGUUUUUCAUUUUAACUUGGAUUUGUACCCAGAUGCGACUGAAGGGGAUUCAUACACUGACAUGUCCAAAGUGGAUGGCGUGGUGUUGCUGAAUGUUGGCUGCAUUCAGAUUGUCUAUCUUCAUAAGUUCCUUGUGUCCCUUUUGAACUUCCUGAACAAUUUCCAGACAGCCAAAGAGGCCCUGAGCGCAGCCACCGCGCAGGCUGCAGAAAAGGCCGCCACCAGUGUGAAAGACCUUGCCCAGCGGAGUUUGCGCUUCUCUGUCAGCAUUAAUUUGAAAGCACCCGUUAUUGUCAUCCCACAGUCUUCUGUUUCCAGCAACGCUGUUGUGGUGGACCUUGGUUUGAUCAGAGUUCAGAACCAGUUCAGUCUUGUGUCUGGGGAAGGGUCUGUAAAUCCUCCUGUGAUCGAUAGAAUGGAUGUGCAGCUCACGGACCUGAAGCUGUCCAGGACAGUGAUCCAACCAGGCACCUCCCAGCCUGAUAUUCAGCUGUUGCACCCAAUUAACUUUGAGUUUUUUGUAAAUCAAAAUCUACCUGCAAAUUGGUAUCAUAAGGUACCUGUUGUGGAAAUUAAAGGACAUCUUGAUACAAUGAAUGUUUGUCUAAAUCAAGAAGAUCUUAAUGUUUUGUUUAGAAUACUGUCGGAAAAUCUUGGUGAAACUCCUGAAGAGUUAGAUAAAGUGAAACCAAGAGUACCAGAGACAGGUGAAAUCAAAGAUGCCCCUGAAGUUUCUACAUCACAGAGAUUACAAGCUUCAAAAGAUGCUUCAAGAGCUGAAAGAGAAGAAAUUAGAUCUGUAAACAUUGUUAAUGUACUGCUGAAUUUUGAAAUUAAAGAGGUUAUGGUGAUGCUGAUGAAAAAGGCGGAAAAGAGUGGGAGGCCAGUGCACGAGCUCAGUGUCCUGCAGCUUGGAGUGGAAGCUAGAGUUCAAGCUUAUGCCGUGACCGCUGAAGCUUAUCUCCAGCAAGUCAGCAUGCGGUGCCUGGAUUUCACUGACGCAGAAGGAGGCCCUCUGCACAUCGUGCGCUCCUCUCGCGUGACUAAGGAGCCGCUCCUGAAGAUGGCCUUGACCAAGGCAGACAGUGAUGGACCGGAAUUUAAAACUGUUCAUGACAAUACCAAACAGAGACUAAAGGUUUCAUUUUCAUCCUUAGACAUAUUACUUCAUUUAGAAGCUUUACUUUCCCUUAUGGAUUUUUUGUCAUCGGCUGUUCCAUCCUCUGAGUCGUCUUCUAGGAAGGAAUCUGAGCUAAAACCACUUGUAGGGGAGUCCAGAAGUAUUGCCAUCAAAGCUGUAUCUGGCACCAUUUCUAAAAAGGAUAUGUUCGAUUUAAAGGUUACAGCUGAAUUAGAUGCUAAAUGUUCUGUAGCUGAUGUUAAAAUACAUGGAAUGGACGCCUCUGUUUCUGUGAAGCCAAAACAGACUGAUAUGUUUGCCAGACUUCAGAAUAUCAUAGUAACAAAUGUUGAUUUGAAGUCCAUUUACAAAAAGGCUGUCUCCAUCUUGGGAGAGGAAGUCUUUCGGUUCCAGAUGACUUUGUAUCCAGACGCCACAGAAGGAGAAGCCUAUGCCGACGUGUCUAAAGUGGAUGGCAGACUUAGUCUCAAAGUGGGUUGUAUUCAGAUCGUUUACGUUCAUAAAUUCUUCAUGUCUCUGUUGAAUUUCCUCAACAACUUCCAAGCUGCCAAGGAAGCUUUGAGCACGGCUACCAUGCAGGCUGCAGAGAGAGCUGCUUCUAGUGUGAGGGACUUGGCCCAGAAGAGCUUCCGCCUUGCGAUGGAUGUGGACCUGAAAGCACCGGUUAUUAUUAUCCCUCAGUCUUCAGUGUCGUCUAACGCUGUGGUGGCAGAUCUCGGUUUAAUCAGCGUGGAAAACAGCUUUAGCUUGCUUCCUGCAGAACGUUACCCUUUCCCUCCAGUCAUUGAUAAAAUGAAGGUCCAACUCACUCAAUUGAAGCUGUCCAGAACUAUCUUGCAAGCUGACUUGCCACAGGAUGACAUUGAAAUCUUAAAACCAGUAAACAUGCUUUUGUCUAUACAACGAAACUUAUCAGCAACCUGGUACAUGCAAAUUCCUGGGAUCGAGAUAAAAGGAAAGUUAAAACCUAUGCAGGUUGCUCUCAGUGAAGAUGACCUAACAGUUCUAAUGAAAAUUUUGCUGGAAAAUCUUGGGGAAGCUUCUCCACAGCCAAGCCCUGCACUGUCUGCUCAGGAGGCUGUGAGAGUGAGGAAAGAUAUUCCAAGUGGACCAGACUACCUGAGAGAACAAGAACAUUUGACAGACUUAAAGCCUUCUGUGGACCAGACCGUCACACUCCAAUUUGACUUUCAUUUUGAAUCUCUGUCCAUUAUCCUUUAUAACAGUGACAUCAGUCAGGAGUCCAAACUUGCAUUUCAUAAUGAUAGUUUUCGUCUCGGUGAGCUCAGACUGUACCUGAUGGCCUCUGCAGGGAAGAUGUUCAAGGAUGGCUCAGUGAAUGUCAGCCUUAAGCUGAAGACAUGCACCCUUGAUGAUCUCAGAGAAGGCAUCGAGAGAGCCACGUCCAGGUCUAAUGAUUGACGAAAGAAUGACCAAGAUAGCAGCAGUUCUAUGAUUGAUAUUCAUUACAAACAAGACAAAAACACAAGUCUAAUUGAUGCUGUUCUUGACAAGCUGUAUGUGUGUGCCAGCGUGGAGUUUUUGAUGACUGUGGCAGAUUUCUUCAUUAAAGCUGUGCCUCAGAGCCCAGAAAAUACGGCGAAGGAAAUACAAAUGCCAUCAAGACACACUACCAUGGGGAAAGUCCAGACAGAAAAAGAUGAUUCUGCAAGACGAAACAUGACCUUGAAGGCCAAGAUCACAGACCCGGAAGUGGUGUUUGUGGCCAGCCUGAGCAGGGCGGACGCUCCUGCGCUGUCGGCCUCCUUCCAGUGUAAGCUCUGUGUGUCCGCAUCUGGGCUGGAGCAGGUGACGGAGGCAUCCGUCAAAGACCUGAGAGUGCUCGCUUGUCCUUUCCUCAGAGAGAAGAGGGGGCAAACUAUCACCACAGUCUUGCAGCCGUGCUCUUUAUCUAUGGAAAAAUGUACCUGGGCCUCGGGAAAACAGAAUAUCAAUAUUAUGGUUAAAGAAUUUAUAAUUAAGAUUUCACCCAUCAUUCUGAAUACUGUGAUGACAAUAAUGGCUGCCAUGUCUCCAAAGACGAAAGAGGAUGAAUCGAGAGACACAUCUAAGGAAAUGGAAAGUCUUUGGGAUAUCAAGUCUAUUGAUGAUUAUAACUCUUGGUUUCUUGGUGUUGACAUGGCAACCGAAGCAACAGAAAGUUUCAGAGCGAUGGAUCAUCCACUGAUAGAGGAAAACUGUGCUGUUGCUGUGGAAUCGGUCCAAGUCACUCUAGAAUGUGGCCUUGGGCACCGAACUGUGCCUUUACUAUUGGCAGAGUCCAAGUUUUCAGGAAAUAUUAAGAAUUGGACUUCCCUGUUGGCUGCUACUGCUGAUGUGACACUGCAGGUUCACUAUUACAAUGAGAUUCAUGCUGUGUGGGAGCCAUUGAUCGAGCGAAUAGAGGGGAAGAAACAAUGGAACUUAAAGCUUGAUGUACAGAAGAACCCGAUCCAGGAUAAAAGUUUGAUACCAGGAGAUGAUUUUAUUCCUGAGCCCAAAAUGGCAAUUUAUAUUUCUUCAGCAGACACAAUGAAUAUAACAAUAUCCAAAACGUGUCUCAAUGUUUUCAGCAAUUUAGCAGAAGGUUUUUCGGAGGGCACUGCUUCUACUUUUGAUUACUCUUUAAAAGACAGAGCUCCGUUUACGGUCAGAAAUGCUGUAGGUGUUCCCAUGAAGGUGCAGCUCAGUCGUAACCUGAGAGUGAUGGGCUCCCCAGGGAAGAGUGAUGUCUAUGGUGUGGAUGCCGGUCAGCAUCUGGAACUGGAGUAUGCCCGCACGGAACCUUCCUCUCAAGGGAAGCUGUCUGUGCUGAGCCGUCAGGAGAGUUCCUUCUUCACGCUGACUUUCGUACCACAUGGAUACACAGAGGUUGCCAAUGUCCCUGUUGCCCGACCUGGACGGCAGUUGUACAAUGUGCGGAAUCCCCACGCCAAUUACUCAGACUCCGUCUUGGUACAGAUUGAUGCCACCGAAGGGAAUAAAGUCAUCACCCUCCGCUCUGUGCUGCAGAUUAAAAACCACUUCUCUGUUCCAUUUAUCAUCUAUAAACUGGUUAAGAAUGUUAAACUUCUGCAGCGCAUUGGAACAGUCAGCCCCGAAGAGGAGUUCCAUGUCCCUUUAGAGUCCUAUAGAUCUCAGUUGUUUAUCCAGCCAGCUGGGGACUUAGAGCAUCAGUACAAGGAGUCGACCACCUACAUCCCCUGGAAGGAGGAGCUGCACAGGAGCAGUUCCGUAACAGGGAGGCUGCAGUGUCCGGCGGUGCAGCGCAGCUUCCUGCCGCUAGUUGUGAACACAGUUGCCGAGCCGGAGGAGUUGAGCCACAUCAGCGCACACGGGGAGGAUUGGAACCCGGCGUACAUCAUUCACCUCUACCCUUCUCUUACACUGCGGAAUCUGCUCCCCUAUUCCCUAAGAUACUUACUGGAGGGAACAGCAGAUACUCAUGAGCUGGCAGAAGGCAGUACAGCAGACGUCCUGCAUUCCCGAAUCAGUGGAGAAGUCAUGGAAUUAGUCCUGGUUAGAUACCUGGGCAGAGACUGGACCGGUCAUUUCCGCAUAUGUGACACGCUUCCCGAGUUCUUUCUUGUGUGUUUUACGUCUAACUCCAAAGAAGCAGUGACAGUUGACCUGUCGGUGCACAUCAGGCGAGUUGGCAACCGCGUGGUGCUCUCCGUCUUUAGUCCCUACUGGUUAAUCAACAAGACUUCCCUGGUCCUCCAGUACCGCGCAGAAGACACUCACGUGAAACACCCAGCUGACUUCAGGGACAUCAUUUUAUUCUCUUUCAAGAAGAAGAACAUUUUUAGUAAAAACAAGGUACAAUUAAAAAUUUCAACUAGUGCCUGGUCCAGCUGUUUCUCAUUGGAUACUGUGGGAAGUUACGGGUGUGUGAAAUGUCCUGCCAACGAUAUGGAAUACCUGGUUGGGGUGAGCAUCAAAAUGAGCAGCUCCAACCUCUCGCGCAUCGUCACUCUGACGCCCUUCUGCACCGUCGCAAACAAGUCCUCACUAGAGCUGGAAGUCAGCGAGAUUGCGUCCGAUGGCUCUGUGUCAACUAAUAAAUGGAGCUACAUUGCUUCUUCAGAGUGCCUUCCAUUUUGGCCUGAAAAUCUGUCGGGCAAACUUUGUCUGAGAGUAGUGGGCUGUGAGAGACCUUCCAAACCAUUCUUUUAUAACCGACAAGAUAAUGGCACUUUGUUGACCUUAGAAGAACUGAAUGGAGCCAUCUUGGUGGAUGUAAAUACUGCAGAACACUCCACUGUCAUAACUUUUUCUGAUUACCAUGAGGGGUCUGCACCUGCCCUCCUGAUAAACCACACACCGUGGGACAUCCUCACGUACAAACAGAGUGGAUCACAGAAGGAAGUAGUCUUAAUGCCAAGACAAGCUCGACUUUUUGCCUGGGCUGAUCCUACUGGCCCCAGAAAACUUACGUGGACAUAUGCAGCCAGUCGUGGGGAGCAUGCUCUGUUGAAGGAUGAAUGUGGCCAGUUUCCCUGUGACGCAAACAUCCAGAUACACUGGGUGUCAUUCCUCGAUGGCCGCCAGAGAGUACUGCUUUUCACGGAUGAUGUGGCCUUGGUUUCCAAAGCCCUGCAGGCAGAGGAAAUGGAGCAGGCUGACCAUGAAAUAACCUUCUCUCUCCACAGCCUUGGGCUCUCACUGGUUAACAAUGAAAGCAAGCAGGAAGCUUCAUAUAUCGGAAUAACCAGUUCUGGUGUUGUUUGGGAAAUGAAACCACAGCAGAAAUGGAAGCCUUUUAGUCAGAAGCAGAUACUCCUCCUGGAGCAUUCCUACCAGAAGCACCAGCGCUCCUGUGACCGCGGCUGGGUGAAGCUAGAGAAUAAUUUUGAGGUCAAUUUUGAUAAAGUUCCCAUGGAAAUGCGUGUGAAGAAUCAUUCUUAUUACCCGUUGUCUGUGUCUUCCUGCUCUACUGCAUUAAUGUUGCUAUUGGAUAAAGUGGAAGCCAAUGGGAAGUUGCAUUUGAGUCUGUCUUUGAGUUCUGGAGGUGAAGAAUCAGACAAACAGGAAAUGAUUGCGAUUCAUUCUGUCAACCUGCUUCUGAAAAGCAUAGGUGCCACUCUGACUGAUGUGGAUGACCUUAUUUUCAAACUUGCUUAUUUUGAAAUACAAUACCAGUUUUACAAGAGAGAUCAACUCGUGUGGAGUGUUGUUAGGCAUUACAGUGAACAGUUCUUAAAACAGAUGUAUGUCCUUGUGUUGGGCUUAGAUGUGCUUGGAAACCCAUUUGGAUUAAUUAGAGGUCUGUCUGAAGGAGUUGAAGCUUUCUUCUACGAACCCUUCCAGGGUGCUGUCCAAGGUCCUGAAGAGUUUGCUGAAGGAUUAGUGAUUGGAAUGAGAAGUCUCUUUGGGCACACAGUAGGUGGUGCAGCCGGAGUUGUGUCUCGAAUCACUGGUUCCGUUGGGAAAGGUUUGGCAGCAAUUACAAUGGACAAGGAGUAUCAGCAAAGAAGACGAGAAGAGAUGGGCCGACAGCCUAAAGAUUUUGGAGAUAGUCCGGCCAGAGGAGGAAAGGGCUUCCUGCGGGGAGUUUUUGGUGGAGUGACGGGAAUAAUAACAAAGCCUGUAGAAGGUGCCAAAAAGGAGGGAGCUGCUGGAUUCUUUAAAGGAAUUGGAAAAGGGCUCGUGGGUGCUGUGGCUCGUCCGACAGGCGGGAUUGUCGACAUGGCCAGCAGCGCCUUCCAGGGCAUUCAGAGGGCAGCGGAGUCAGCUGAGGAAGUGUCGAGCCUGCGCCCCCCUCGCCGUAUCCAGGAGGAUGGCAUCAUUCGUCCCUACAACAGGCAGGAGUCAGAGGGCCAUGACUUGUUCGAGCAAGAACUGGAAAUACAAGAGUAAAUGUUUCCCAUUCUACUACUUGAUUUCAUCCUUAAUCAGAACAAGCUGUGGUACUGACUGGGUGUGAGUCAGACUGAGAGCCACCUCUAGUGAGAUUGGCUUUAUAACUCUCCUCUCCAUUUGGGCUUUUGACCGUAGCAUUUGAUAACAAACAAAAGUGAUAGUGUAUCUGGUAAAACAGUGCUGGUAAGCGCUCAGUGUAAAAGAUGAGAGGUUGUGGGAAACAGCUGCUUCCAGUUUAGUAGGUGAAAGACAGUCCAAAACCAGAUGAUUCUGGUUCAUUUUGAAAAUUUUAUCUUACAGUGUUUAUGUGCAUGUAGGUAAAAUUGAAAAGAAAGGAGUAGUUUUUAUAUUCAGCCUAUUGGAUGUAUUCUUUUUUUGUUUUUAUUUUAAAGAGGGUAAAACCAAACAUAACAAAACAGAACAAAGCAGAUCAGAAGAAAACAAUGUAAGAGACACAGAUUCGGAUGUAUUCUUAUGUUUGCAAGUCAUGAUGGUGGAAUAUUAUUUCCCAAAUUACUAAAUAGACUUUUGGUUCCCCAAUUACUAAAUUUACUCAAGUCAAAGGACGAUGAAUUAGGGCAUUUGUAAAAGUCAGUUGCUCUGAGUCUGUCUUUAGACUCUAAGUGAGAGUUGUCAUAUGAAGUUUGAGACUCUGUUUCCCUUUCCUCUUUUUUUCCCUUUUUAAUCUCAUGUUAUAUACAUGCUCAGUCUUGCAUUUAUGCUUUUCAGAGAUCCAGUCUCCUUGUUGGUUAUAUGUGCUUUGUAAUUUUUAGGUUUAAUUAGUGCAAACAGAAAGAGAAGUUAUGUGUAAUUUUUUAAAAUAAAUGAUUGAAAUGUUUAAUUGGCUUUAGCAGCAUCUUAUCUCACAGCUUUAUGCUGUGCCCAAAAUUGAAACUAAAGUAAAAUUUAGAUUUCUAAUGUGUUGCUUAUUUGAGCACAGUGAAACUAUGAACAUACAACAACUGUUCAAUUAUCAAGAUAAAACUACAGUUAUCAAGAUAAUUACUCUUUUGAUUCACAUUUAAAAGAAGCACUUUGCUGGAAACAACUGGCAUCUGAAGAGGAACCAGUGCAGGAGUAGCAGGACUGCUGCUCUUGGGCUGGAGGAGGUAGCCUGCAGGUGGAGCACUUGCCUAGCGCCUGCCAGGCCCUGGGCAGCCCCCAGCAUACCCUCCGCUGCCCUGGCACACACAAUUUCUGUCCCUUAUGGGACCAGGUAUAACAAAACAUACAAAUACUAAAAGUAGUAUUUUCUUGGCUGUGUCAGUUUUAAUGAAAAUUAAAUUUUGGGAACUUUCAUACUUCAAGAUAUUUUUCUUGUUUACUUGUUUAAUUUUUUUAAAGCUCCUUAGGUUAUUAACCUUUUACUUGUGAUUUUUUUUGAACAAAUGUAUGUUAAUAAGCAUAAAACCUCAAGAAACUUUAUUAGUUUAUUUAGAGGUCAUCUUCUUGUCUGAUUUAUUAAUUCUUUAUCAGGCAAUCCUUUAGACUGUAAUUAUUAUUAUGGUUACUAGAAGGUAUAGAAUGUAUAUUACUGAGAGGACUUAGUAUUUUUUCCCAAGGGUGGUAAGCACAAAUACUGAGAAAUUUAAACUGUUUCACCCUUUACCUAUCUUACUGUGCUUAGAUAUUUGAGUAAGAAAUAUUUAUUGAUUAUUUAAACAGUUUCGGAUAUUUUUAAAAUCAACAUGGCCUUAAAGGACCACAUAUAGCAAAAGGUAAAUAGCAAAGAGUACUAGCAUAUAAAAAUGAUACCAUUUCAUCUCUUACAAUAAUUUAUUAGGUCUUUUGAUCCCCAUUUAAUAGUCAGCUCUAAGAAUUUCAUAUACCAGGUUUUCAUUAUGUUCUUCUUCUCUAUUCUUCUAGGAUAAUUACUGUUUACUGCAUAUGUGUGUGUGUAUAUAUAUAUGUAUGUAUGUGUGUAUAAUAUGUGUGUGUGUGUGUGUGUGUGUGUGUGUAGUCAGUUUUACAUUUAAUAUUAAUUUUGGCCCAGAUUAUAUAAGAUUUAAAAUGAGGUCCCUUACCUUUCCUUUUUAAUUAUAUUUUCCAUGUUCUUAGAAAUGCUUCAUUAGCAUUUUAAAUUCUUGCAUUAGCAUCUGUUUAGGUAACCUUACAUCAUGUAUUUUAUUUUUAAUUCAUGGUAUUAAAGUUUGUCUAUUAUUUUACAACAGUAAUAAUGCUAUGAUAGACAUCAGCAUAUAUUUUGUUUAUUCAUAUCUUGUGCUGUUUGCUUAGAGUUAACUAAAAAAUGAAGCACCAGGUAAAAGGCUUUCGUAUCCUGUUACUAACUCCACAUUGCAUCCUGAGAAAGGAGAGAGGCGAUGUUAUCAGCGGUGAUCUCCUGCUUCCAUCAGUAAUUAUCUUCCUCUGAAUCUCAGAGCCUAGAGAAUUUUUAGUAGUACCUAGAAGGUCUGCCACAGUGUGUUCCGGUGAUAUCACACGUUAGAGGCUUUCAAGGUUGAAGUGCAAUAAUCUGACAACUAAUGAGAUGUAUACGAGAUAAAGAGUAGAUACUAUGUCUUGUACUUGCAUCUCUAAGCUAAUUUCAUUUUAGCAUUUAAAUUUCAAGGUGAAAAUAAAUUCCCAUAAUUGUUAAUUCUUUUCCCAUGUUCUCUUUGAAGAAAUUGAGGCCUAAUUGACAAAAGUAUUUAGCUAACUCAGAGGUGAGCUGUGAAACAGGUGAGCCUGGCUCUGAAAGCUGCACUCCUCCCUUCCCGAAGUUCAUUGCAAGGCUGAGGCCUCAGGCUUGGAGAUUUCUCCAUUUUGUCUGUGGGCUUGGUAAUUAUCAAGGGACACUUGGGGACCAACAUCUUUUAAUAACGUGUACUCAAGCAUUAAAACAAUAUCUACAACUGUGCUUUCUCUGCUUGCGAUUAUAUUGAUUAUAUUUUCCUGUAAUAAUAUUGAUAUUGUAUUCUUUGUUAUAAAAUAUUAUGGUCUUAUUCAGAAUGUUCACAUUCUGUAUUUUUAAAUAUAUUAUCCUCUGGUCUUUAUGUAUUAUAGAUAAUGCCAUUAAUAAUAUUUUCCUGCUAUUAAUUAUAAGAAAUUUGUUGUUUUUUAAUGUGUGUUGACUAAUUCAAAUCAAUACUUUUAAGAUAGUUUAAAAGAAAAAUAAAUCUUUUAAAGUGCUGUAAUUUAUAUUUGAAUUAUUUUAUGCUUGGUAUUUCUCUGUAGAAAUAAAUCUUAGCAACUAUUUUGAGAUCUUAGAACAUCUUCAUUUUCAUAUUAUCAUUGUAAUUUUUAUUAGAAAUAUAAUUUUAUAUACAAAUAUA